Molecule: messenger RNA, 1430 nt
Organism: Eucalyptus grandis
Lineage: Eukaryota; Viridiplantae; Streptophyta; Magnoliopsida; Myrtales; Myrtaceae
Product: COBW domain-containing protein 1
Exons: 9
Coding region: 6-1172 (388 amino acids)
Cellular component (GO): cytoplasm
Source: RefSeq, a predicted model, not a curated record
CCCAAAUGAAAACCUCUCGUAAACCCUCUGAGCUGAACUCCCUCCGAUCGGCCAUGGAAGACGACGGCGAACUUGACGAAGGCCCGCCGCUGGCGAUCGAAAUACCCGGAGCGUCCGACCCGACCCGGCGACCCGUAGACGGCGGCUCCUCGGUCGGCGUCACCGUCAUCACCGGCUACCUCGGCGCCGGCAAAUCGACGCUGGUGAACCACGUCCUGAACUCCCAGCACGGGAAGAGGAUAGCCGUGAUACUGAACGAGUUCGGGGAAGAGAUCGGGGUGGAGAGGGCGAUGAUCAACGAAGGGGAAGGCGGGGAUCUCGUCGAAGAGUGGGUGGAGCUCGCGAAUGGCUGCGUCUGCUGCACCGUCAAGCACAGCCUGGUUCAGGCCCUCGAGCAACUUGUUCAGAGGAAAGAAAGGCUCGAUCAUAUAUUGCUGGAAACGACUGGCUUGGCAAACCCUGCUCCUCUUGCAUCUGUUCUUUGGUUGGAUGAGCAGCUUGAAUCUUCUGUGAAGCUCGACUCCAUUGUCACAGUUGUAGAUGCUAAAAACCUCCGAUUGCAGCUCAAUGAGCGGCGUGACUCUUCUUCAUUUCCAGAAGCAUUUCUUCAACUUGCAUUUGCGGAUGUGGUGAUUCUUAACAAGGUUGAUUUGGUUACCUCAGAGGCCACUGGUGCCUUGGAAGAAUUGGAGAAGGAAAUACAUGGCAUUAACUCUAUUGCCGAAAUCAUUCGCACUGUUAGAUGUCAAGUUGACUUGUCGACAAUUUUGGAUCGGCAAGCCUAUGAUGCUACACGCGUUGCUCACUUAGAAGCCUUGCUGCAAGAAAAUCAAUCUCUUUCUGGUAGAGAACUUCAUGACAAUGGAGUGCGCACUUUAUGCAUUUGUGAGCCUCGAAAAGUUGAUCUCAAUAAGGUUCGUUCAUGGCUUGAGGAGAUUCUUUGGGAUAAGAAAUAUGGCAUGGACAUAUACCGUUGUAAAGGGGUCCUGAGUGUCUCGAAUUCAAACAUGCUACAUACUUUGCAGGCUGUCAAGGAGAUAUAUGACAUUGUUCCAGCUCGCAAAUGGAAAGAUGAAGAGAAUCCGAUGAAUAAGAUAGUGUUUAUUGGUCAUAAUCUCAACGAGGACGUUCUCAUUGAUUCCCUCAGAGUUUGUGCAGAGGCAACAUCGUGAUCUGGCGGAUUAUCCACGCUAUUGGCUUCUCAUUCCUUGAAUUGAUGAGAAAUGUUAAUCAUAAGUUCACUUAGUUGUACAAAUAGCCGGUUCCAUGAGCACGGGUUCGUUUUUGUGCAAUUUCAUCAUCCGUAGAGUGAAAUACUAAUUUGACGUAUGUCUCAGCCACAUAACACAAAUUUUGAGAGAAAUUUUUAAAUAAUGACCUGAAAUUGGGUCAUUUUCUCAAUUAAGAGCUUGGAGUAGAUCUUAUUUGAA